UUGUUAGGUCAGAAGCCAAAGACGAAUAUGAAGGAGAAGCGGCGAUAAUCUGUUUGAGCAAGUAGGCACGGGUCUGAAGAGACAUGAGGCUGUAUCGGAGAUGGCAACGACUCCAGUUCCCUGGGUUACAGGCCUGCGUGCUCCACACGGCAGCUGUGCCAACCCCUCCGCACUGGUUGGCAGAGCGGCUUGUCCUUUUUGAGGAGCUAUGGGCUGCUCAGGUUAAGAGGGUUGCAAGCAUGGCACAGAAGGAACCCCGGACUAUUAAGAUAUCACUUCCUGGAGGCCAGAAAGUGGAUGCUGUGGCAUGGAACACAACCCCUUACCAACUAGCCCAGAAGAUCAGUUCAGUGCUGGCAGGUACUGCAGUAGCUGCUCAAGUGAAUGGAGAACCUUAUGAUCUGGAGCGGCCCUUGGAGACAGAUUGUGAUCUUAGAUUUCUUACAUUCGAUUCCCCAGAGGGAAAAGCAGUGUUCUGGCAUUCUAGCACCCAUGUCCUGGGAGCAGCAGCUGAACAAUUCCUAGGUGCUAUUCUCUGCCGAGGUCCAAGUACAGAAUGUGGCUUUUACCAUGAUUUCUUCCUGGGAAAGGAUCGGACAAUCCGGGGCUCAGAGAUACCUGUUUUAGAACGGAUUUGCCAGGAAUUUGCAGCCACUGCUCAACCCUUCCGGAGGCUAGAGGCUUCCCAGGAUCAGCUUCGCCAGCUCUUCAAGGAUAACCCCUUUAAGCUUCACCUGAUUGAGGAGAAAGUGACAGGUCCAACAGCAACAGUAUAUGGGAGGUGGUGCGUUCAAACCCAGCCUUCAGUCCUUGUCUUCCCUUUGAUUGCCUGUGUCCUCCCACAGAACUCAUCAUCUUUAUGGAGAUCUUCAGGGGCCCCUGAGACACUGCAGAGAGUGUCAGGGAUUUCCUUCCCCACAGCAGAGUCGCUGAGAGCCUGGGAAGAAUGGAGAGAAAAGGCAGAGCUGCAGGACCACCGGCGCAUUGGGAAGGAGCAGGAGCUGUUCUUCUUCCAUGAACUGAGCCCCGGGAGUUGCUUCUUCCUGCCACGAGGAACACGAGUGUAUAAUGCACUGGUAGCAUUUAUCAGGGAGGAGUAUGCUCAUCGUGGUUUCUCAGAGGUGAAAACUCCCACGCUGUUUUCUACAAAACUCUGGGAACAGUCAGGGCACUGGGAGCAUUAUCGGAAAGACAUGUUUGCCCUGCAGCCCCCAGGCUCUGACAGGCCCACCAGCUCCCAGAGUGACUGCCCUACCAAGCAUCCCAAAGACACACUUGCCCUCAAGCCCAUGAACUGCCCUGCACACUGGUGUAAUAUACUCUUCCUUGUCUCAAUCCCCUUACAGGUCCUUCAGCGGGCUCUGGAGGAAUUUGGAGAACCCUGGGAUUUCAACUCUGGACAUGGUGCUUUCUAUGGGCCUAAGAUUGAUGUGCACCUCCGCGAUGCCCUGGGUCGGCCCCAUCAGUGUGGGACAAUCCAACUUGACUUCCAACUGCCCUUGAGAUUUGGCCUCCAGUUCAAGGGGCAGGCAGGGGCCCUGGAGCGUCCAGUCCUCAUUCACCGAGCAAUACUUGGUUCUGUGGAAAGGCUGUUGGGAGUGUUGGCAGAAAGCUGUGGAGGGAAAUGGCCACUGUGGCUGUCCCCGUUCCAGGUUGUGGUCAUCCCUGUGGGGACUGAGCAAGAAGAAUAUGCCAGAGAGGCACAACAGAGCUUACAGUCUGCUGGACUGGUCAGUGACCUGGAUGCUGACUCUGGGCUGACCCUCAGCAGGAGAGUCCGCCGGGCUCAGCUUGCCCACUACAAUUUUCAGUUUGUGGUUGGCCAAAAAGAGCAAAGUAAGAGAACUGUGAAUAUUCGGACCCGAGACAACCGUCGCCAUGGAGAGUGGGGCUUGACUGCGGCUGUGCAGCGCCUGGUAGAACUUCAGAACAGCAGGGCCCCAAAUGCUGAAGAAGUUUUCUGAGUGUUUGUACGUAGAUGAGACAAAGACCAGCCUGCAAGAGCCAGUAGCUUCCAGUGACAUGGGAGGCCCCAACAUAACUGGCGGUCUGGAGUCCCUGAGGACCCUCAGAACUCAGUGGAGGCGUGUGUCUGCUCGCCUAGGGGACCCCACAGAGGGAAGGAGGCUCUGGCUAUUUGGAUGUAAGGAGAGUGAAACUAAAAAAAAUAAACUUAAAGCUCUUGGGUAUGUGU
Messenger RNA from Otolemur garnettii (small-eared galago), 2194 nucleotides. It is a transcript of the gene TARS2, whose product is annotated as threonyl-tRNA synthetase 2, mitochondrial. Lineage: Eukaryota; Metazoa; Chordata; Mammalia; Primates; Galagidae. Gene Ontology annotation, cellular component: mitochondrion. The record is from RefSeq and is a predicted model, not a curated record. Gene Ontology annotation, biological process: threonyl-tRNA aminoacylation. The transcript has 15 exons. The coding region runs from base 84 to 1964 and encodes 626 amino acids. Gene Ontology annotation, molecular function: ATP binding; threonine-tRNA ligase activity.